Messenger RNA from Lachancea lanzarotensis, 5868 nucleotides. RefSeq names its product LALA0S10e00738g1_1 (gene SLH1). NCBI's taxonomy places the organism in Eukaryota, Fungi, Ascomycota, Saccharomycetes, Saccharomycetales, Saccharomycetaceae. The record is from RefSeq and is a predicted model, not a curated record. Gene Ontology annotation, molecular function: ATP binding; ATP hydrolysis activity; nucleic acid binding. Bases 1 to 5868 code for a protein of 1955 amino acids. The transcript has a single exon.
AUGGCCACACAGUAUUCAAACGACUCAGUUCGGUCCUAUAUGGACGCCAUGAGCUGCAUGGUCUCAGCUGCUCAAGAUUUCAAUUACGAAUCGGGUAUUGCAGUUCCACUAGAGAUCGACAACGAGAUCGAUGAUCAUAGAAGCGACAAUCGUGUGCAAUUGACAACCCUUUCACAGGACCGGAAUGAAUGGGAUGAUAUUUUUGAUAGUUUUGGAGAGCUUUCGAAACAAAAUGUGUUGAAUGCCAUCAAGGAAGUGACUUCCGAGAACAACACUUCUUUAAAUAUUCUAAAAGACCUACGUGAUCAUGUUGAAAAUGGGCCAAACAACGUAGAUGCAAGUACGCUGACGGAGACAUUUUUGUCUUUAUUGCAGAACGAUGAUAUCGAUAUACUGCAAACGGAACUCUUUGAUUUUUUGGGCGAUGAAAACAUCAGUUUGAUAUCGUUUCUGAUAGAGAAUAGGGAAUCUUUGCUUUCAAUACCAUAUGAUGAGCACCUUGAAUUUCUCGAAGGCUCCUCAAGUCAGGAUAAGUUUUUGUCUGAGAAAGAGAUUCGCGAAAGCGUUCUUAAGACAGCGCAGGACAUAAAAAACUUACAACUAAAUCCUCUACAAAAGCAACAGCAAUACCCACAUGUUUUUCGAAAGUCAGAGGCUGGAUCCAGUUUCACGCUUUCGUUCACUGGCCAAAAAUUCGCUCUGCCUGCAGGAACUACACGACAAUCCUUUGCAUCGCGGGAGGAAAUUAUAAUCCCUUGCGCAGACAAGGGCUUUCAGAGGUCUCUGAAAUUCAAGAACAUCAGGAUCAAGGAUUUGGAUAAAUUCUGCACGUCCGUGUUCAACUACGAGUGCCUCAAUGCCGUUCAAAGUUUGGUAUAUCCUGUUGCGUAUGAAACAAACGAGAACAUGCUUAUUUGUGCCCCGACAGGUGCUGGUAAAACGGAUGUAGCAUUACUCACUAUUUUGAACACAAUAAAGCAAUUUUCUGAAAUAGACGAAGAGGGAAAUAUCGAUAUUGAGUACGAUUCAUUCAAGGUCGUUUACGUCGCCCCAUUGAAGGCUUUGGCCGCAGAGAUUGUUGAAAAAUUCCGGAAGAAGUUGGCUGUCUUCGAUGUCAAAGUGCGUGAACUUACGGGUGACAUGCAACUUACCAAAGCAGAAAUAUUUGAGACUCAGAUUAUUGUCACAACACCAGAAAAAUGGGAUGUAGUUACGAGAAAGGCUAAUGGAGAUAACGAUCUAGUCUCUAAAAUUAAACUUUUAAUCAUUGACGAGGUGCAUUUACUUCAUGAAGAUCGAGGUUCCGUGGUGGAGACUCUUGUUGCGCGUACAUUGCGACAGGUUGAAAGAUCUCAGUCCAUGAUUCGAAUUCUUGGUUUGUCUGCCACUCUUCCUAAUUUCGUUGAUGUUGCAGACUUUUUGGGUGUCAACCGCCACGUAGGCAUGUUUUACUUCGACCAGUCGUUCCGUCCUAAACCUCUAGAACAGCAGCUUCUGGGGGUUAGAGGAAAGGCCGGAAGCAAACAGGCCAGGGAAAAUAUUGAUAAUGCUGCAUAUGAUAAACUAAUCGAAAUGAUUGGUCGUGGUAAUCAAGUCAUGAUAUUUGUACAUUCGAGAAAGGAUACUGUCAGAAGCGCAAAGACUUUCAUAUCUAUGGCGCAAUCAAGACACGAGAUUGAUCUUUUUGCCGAAAACUCGACCAUUAGGGACUCUUACUCAAGGGAAAUGACGAAUAACAAAGAUAAAGAUGUCAAAGAAUUGUUUCAAUCUGGAUUUGGUAUUCAUCAUGCCGGUAUGUCACGGUCGGACCGUAAUCUGUCAGAAAAAUUGUUUAAAGACGGCGCGGUCAAUGUGCUUGUUUGUACCGCUACUUUAGCUUGGGGUGUGAACUUGCCAGCAGACUGUGUGAUUAUCAAAGGAACGCAGGUAUAUGACUCUAAGAAGGGUGGAUUUGUUGAUUUAGGAAUAUCGGAUGUUAUUCAAAUUUUUGGGCGUGCAGGUAGGCCUGGUUUCGGUUCUGAGCAUGGUACUGGUAUACUUUGCACGACUAGCGACAGUCUCGAUGAUUACGUCUCCCUUAUCACUCAGCAGCACCCCAUCGAAUCGAAACUAAGCUCAAAGAUUGUGGAUAAUUUGAACGCAGAGAUUUCAUUGGGUAGUGUGACCAACGUUGAAGAGGGUAUCCAAUGGCUUGGCUACACAUACCUUUAUGUUAGAAUGAAAAAGAACCCUUUCAGCUAUGGUAUCAAUUGGGACGAACUGAAGGAGGACCCACAGCUGUAUGAACGUCGGAGAAAAAUGGUUUUAACGGCAGCAAAAAGACUUCACACGUUGCAGAUGAUUGUUUUUGAUGAGGUGUCGCUCAACUUUAUACCGAAAGACUUGGGCCGUAUUUCUUCAGACUUUUAUCUAUUGAACGAGUCGGUGGAAAUAUUCAACUCGUUAUGCAACCCCAGUGCAACUGAAGCAGACGUCCUAACAAUGAUCAGUAUGAGUAGUGAAUUCGACAAUAUGAAGUUCAGGGAAGAAGAGGCUACUGAGCUUUCUCGUUUAAGGGAGUCCUCCAGCGAAUGUCAAAUUGGUGGUGACAUUGAGUCAUCACAGGGGAAGACCAACAUUCUUUUGCAGUCUUACAUUUCAGGAUCUCGCAUAUUUGAUACAGCACUUGCGUCUGACGCCAACUACGUCGCUCAGAACUCUAUCAGAAUUUGCAGAGCACUGUUUCUUGUAGGCAUCAACAGACGCUGGGGUAAUUUUUCGAAAGUGAUGCUAGAUAUCUGUAAAUCCAUUGAAAAACGGAUGUGGGCCUUCGACCAUCCUUUAUGUCAAUUCGAAUUGCCAGAACCUGUGACCCGGCGGCUGCGAGAAAAAAGGCCUUCAAUGGAUAGUUUAUUGGACUUCGACUCGGAGGAGUUGGGAGAUUUGGUGCACAAUAAAAAAGUAGGCCAUAGGCUUUUCAGCAUAAUAAAGCGCUUCCCGGUCAUUGAAAUUGAAGCAAGUAUCUUUCCCAUAACUGCCAACGUUAUGAGGAUACAUGUUUCGUUACAGCCGUCAUUCCAAUGGGAUGUCAAGAUACAUGGUAACGCUCAGUUCUUCUGGCUCUUUGUCGAGGAAUCGGAUAAAUCGCACCUGUUGCACGUCGAAAAGCUUAUUAUAAACAAACGUCAACUGUCAAAUCCUCAUGAAAUGGAUUUUAUGAUUCCGUUAUCAGAUCCCUUACCCCCUCAAGUUGUGGCGCGGAUUGUCUCCGAUGUUUGGAUCGGUAGCGAAUCUUCGCAGAUAAUAUCAUUCCAACAUUUAAUCAGGCCACAUAACGAGACUCUUCAGACGCAGUUACAGAAGCUCAGACCUUUACCUACAUCAGCGCUCAAGAAUGAAAUUUUGGAGGACAUCUAUCCCUUCAAAUAUUUCAACCCCAUGCAAACUAUGACGUUUCAUACGUUAUACAAUACGAACAACAGUGUUUUCGUGGGAUCGCCGACCGGGUCUGGAAAAACCAUAGUUGCCGAGCUUGCUAUGUGGAAUGCUUUCAGAACAUUUCCUGGUAGCAAGGUGGUUUAUAUUGCUCCAAUGAAGGCUCUGGUCAAGGAGCGUGUAACUGAAUGGAAGAAAAAGGUGACCCCUGCUACAGGAGACAAGGUCGUCGAAUUGACCGGGGACUCUCUUCCCGAUCCAAAAGAUGUAAGGGACGCCACUAUCAUCAUUACCACUCCCGAAAAGUUUGACGGUAUCUCUCGUAACUGGCAAACACGUAGGUUUGUUCAGGAAGUUUCUCUCAUCAUUAUGGAUGAAAUUCAUUUAUUGGCCAGUGACCGUGGUCCAAUAUUAGAAAUGAUUGUCAGUCGUAUGAACUAUGUUGCUGCACAAACUAAAAAGCCUGUUAGACUCCUGGGAAUGUCAACUGCUGUUUCAAAUGCCUACGAUAUGGGCGGAUGGCUUGGCGUGAAAGAUGACGGAUUGUACAAUUUCUCGUCCAGUGUUCGACCAGUUCCGUUGAAGAUGUACAUUGAUGGGUUCCCUGAUAACCUUGCUUUCUGCCCGCUAAUGAAAACUAUGAACAAACCCGCCUUUAUGGCGAUCAAACAACACUCGCCUGAAAAGCCGGUCUUGAUUUUCGUUGCAUCGCGGAGACAAACUCGUUUGACGGCUUUGGAUCUUAUUCACCUUUGCGGCAUGGAAAGUAACCCAAGGCGAUUUUUAAAGAUUCAAGACGAAGAGGAACUUCAAUACUACCUAUCUCAAGUAUCCGAUGAAACUCUAAAAUUAGCCCUGCAAUUCGGAAUUGGUCUUCACCAUGCAGGUCUGGUGGAAAAAGACCGGUUCAUAUCGCAUCAACUAUUCCAAAAUAAUAAAAUUCAGGUACUUGUAGCCACGUCUACUUUGGCAUGGGGUGUCAACUUACCUGCCCAUCUGGUCAUUAUCAAGGGAACCGAGUUUUUUGAUGCCAAAAAAGAAGGAUACCGUGAUAUGGACCUCACCGAUAUCUUACAGAUGAUGGGAAGAGCUGGUAGACCCGCUUAUGAUACUUCCGGUACUGCUAUCGUUUACACUAAGCAGUCCAAAAAAAUGUUCUACAAGCAUUUUUUGAACAUAGGCUUUCCCGUUGAAUCCUCGCUGCACAAGGUUUUGGAUGAUCACUUGGGGGCUGAAAUUGCAUCGGGCUCAAUAAAAAAUAAGCAAGAAGCGAUAGAAUUCUUGAGUUGGACGUUUUUCUUUAGAAGAGCACAUCAUAAUCCGACUUACUAUGGAAUAACAGAAGACACAUCUGCAACUGGUGUCAACAAACACCUGAGCAAUCUUAUUGACACAACGCUAGAAAACUUAGCGGAAUCCAGCUGUGUUUCGAUUAAGGGCGGCGAUAUCGAACCUUUGCCUUUCUUGAGCAUAUCGUCAUACUAUUAUAUUUCUCAUAAAACCAUUCGUGGGCUUUUGAAGCAUAUUCGAGAUGAUGCAACAUUUCAAGAUGUGCUUAAAUGGCUCUCCAUUGCGGUUGAAUUUGAUGAACUACCGGUCAGAAAUGGUGAAAUUAUCAUGAAUGUGGAAAUGUCGGCGCAGUCUCGAUACACAAUUGAAAGUACAUUCCCUGCUGAUGAAGAGCGGCCACUCUGGGAUCCACACUUGAAGGCAUUUUUGUUGUUACAAGCGUACUUUAGUCGUGUGGACUUGCCCAUAGCUGACUAUCAUCAAGACCAGCUAUCCGUACUAGAUCAAGCAUUGCGUAUCCUCCAAGCGUAUGCCGAUGUUGCUGGGGAGUUGGGAUAUUACUCGACGGUCAUGACUGUCAUAAAGGUGAUGCACUGUGUCAAACAGGGCUGCUGGUACGAGGAUGAUCCGAUUAGCCUACUCCCUGGUUUGACUUUGAAGAGACUUUCUGGUUCUGAGUUUGGAGAAGGGGGGUAUGAAUUAGAGCGCACAUCGUCAACGACUCUGGGAGAAAUUGGGAAGUUGGGCUCCAAGAAACUUGAGCAAUUGGCCAGAAAGUUCCAUAUUUCGGGUGAUCACACAAAAGAUUUUAUCUAUCAAGCAAUGAGACUGCCAGCACUUACGGAUAUUCACGUCGAGCCUCAAAGUAACCCAGAUAGUCUGGUUAUCACCGCCAGACAUGCUGGGUCCAAAGUAAACAAAAACUUCGAAGUGUACUGCGAUAAGUUCCCGAAGACGCAGAAAGAAUUAUGGUUUGUCAUUGGCUAUCAAGGGAGGGAACUUUUAAUGAUCAAGAGGUGUCAGCCUAGAAAACAAAGCAACAGUGUCAUCAUUAGCUGCGAUUUCGUCGUGGCCGAAGAACUGCAAGGACAAACGUUGAAUUUCACCAUAAUCAAUGAUGCGCUUGACAUUAGAUAUGAACUCAAGCAUACGUUAGCUGCUUGA